AUUGCCCGAACCCAAGAUGGCUGCCGCAGCGCCACGGCACUUCAAGACGGGUCACCUGUUGAAGUAAAAGCCCGGGUGUUUCAUUGGCUCCGCAGGGCCGGGCCCUGAGCCGUUGACCGUCGCCAAUCUAGCCCCCUGGGGCUGAGGGAGAAAGGGUAAACUAAGGCCGAAGUGGCGGCAAGAGGCGGCUGGUGGGCGUCGCUCCCUCUGACUCGCCGCCUCAGCCAGGCCAGGCCCGAGCCCGACGGGCUUCGUCCCCGCCCCCGGCUCCUCUCCUCAACUCGGCAUGGAGGACCGGGGGGGCGGCGGCCGCAGGGAGAGACCGCGAGCCGGAGAAGCGGAAGAAGGCGAGGAGCCGGCAGAAACCGCGGCGGGAGAGGAGGAGGAGGAGAAGGCGGCGGCCGGAGUGACCGUGACGAUUACGGAGCCAGAAGGCGACGAGGAGGAGGACGACGACGAAGGCGAGGCUGAGGAGCGGGACACGGAGUGGAGCUUCGUCGACAUGGAGACGGUGUCCCUGCGCGACCUGCCCACGGCGCUCAUCGCCUGCAACCUGCCCCUGGCCGUCUUCUUCCCCGAUGGACCCUGCAAGGUGGGUGAGGGGGCGAAGGGGGCUCCUGGAAGCCGGCCGGGGGGAGAGGAGAGUUUGGAAGUGGGGGGCGAAAGGGCCCCGGAAAGGGCAGGCCCCGCCCGCUCCCGGCCAGCACCACCCGCGGCCGGCAGGGGCUCUCAGUCGGGGAUGGCUGGCUCCUCCGGGAGGCGAACACGGCUAAUAAACAAACCGGUGAAAUAAGGCAGAGCGACGCCGGGGUCUCUGGUGGGGGGAUGUGAGGCAGAGGGGGGUUCUGCAAGAAGGCGCCCCCAGCCCUCUCCAAUGAGUUGUCGUUCAUUAGGCAAACGUUUUACAUAGCAGGACCUCUUGCGGCCUGUGCUUGCUCUUCGUGAAAGGCAGAAGCUGUGCCCUGCUGCCCCUGGGGCGUAUCUAAAGGGCAGCUGCCCAUGCAGGAUUCACCUCCCUGCUUUUUUUUCAGGGCCGGCCCUAGCAUUGGGUAGAAUGAGGCAGUGGCCUCAGGUGGCGGAUGCUGUGGGCCAGGGAGGGCUGCUGAAGUGUUGGAGGAUAGAGCUGUGUGGGAGGCGCACACCACCUGCCCUGUGCCCCUGAAUCUAGCCUCGUGCCAUCCGUUGUGGUGUGGAGCGUGCUAUCAGAUGGCCAGUUUUGAAGUAAGAUUCAGCUUCCAGGCCAGUCAGAUUCCAUAUGUAGAAUGGAGACAGGACACCAUCUUGUCCUCAGAGAGCAAAAGGUCUUGGGCUGGCCCUGUGGAAAAGGGACUGGCCACGGAACAGAAAGGACUGCAAUUCCCUGCCUGCUUGUAUUGUAGGGUUGCAGUGGUACAUCUGCUACCUGUUAAGUAGGACCUGAUCCUGUGCAGACAUGUGUUUAGUUUUUGUCCUGAGUUGUACUGGCCCAAGGAUUACUGAAUUUUGCCAGCAAUUAUAUUGGACAGCUCUGAGCCCUUACUUUUACAAAGGCUAAACAUAAUUUGUACAGAACCACUACUGUAGGCCUUUGGGGAUGUUAAUGAGGAAAUCUGCAACAAAAUGUGAUGUACCCUUGGCCUGAGCCCCGUAGCACACUCCAUAUGAGGGCUACUUGGACCAGUCUGCUGCUGUGCUGUGAUGCAGUAAAACUAUUGGUAGCAGAAAGCUCCAAGCAGGAACAAGUGUAUUGGACUAGAACCACUGAUCUGUUCUAGGAUGCCAAGGUAUCUUGACAGUUCUUGGUCUACCUGUUUUUGAGGGAUUCCUGUUGGGGGGGGGAGUAUUUUCUGCCUACUUAACUAUGCAGAUACCCCCUUUUGAUAUCUGUUGGUUGGCAUAGAAGCACUUGCUUGGUUAUUUUAUUUCUAAAAUUGAUCCUCUGCAUUUUUAGUGCCAAUUCCUACAUCACUCUUUGAGGAAAUUAUUGUCUCCAGUUGUUAUCUUUGAUUCAUUGGUCCAUAUACAGAGCUUUAUUGCCAUCUCCCACAUGUGACUUAAAUUUUGAUAUUUCCAGGUAGUUCAAAGAGUCAGGCAGGUGAAUUGCAAUGUAUCAACCUACAUUUGAAAGACGCAAAUUGACCCUCACAUCGUUAGGAAUGAAAGGUUGUAACCAUGGCUGGCCUUCGAAAUGACAUAUUGCUAUUUUUAAAUGCCAUGCUGCUGUAUAAAUAUUGCGGGAGGAGAAGAAUAGGAAACAUAAGUGCCCCUUCCUGCUUCCUGUUUCCAUAUACCAUCAUAUGCUAAGUGUAACUCUAGCUUCUCUGCCUACAGUCAGAUGUUUGGCAGGAACAAGCAUAAUGUUUGGCUUUAUCUCUCUUCCCUACGUAGUCCCUUCCAUCAGCUAAAGCUAUACCUUUGCCUGAGAUGCAUGAGGGGAAAAUCAUACAGAAUGUAAUACAUCAGUUUUUGUUACAUGGUGCUUCAAAGAAUGAAGAACUAAAAGCAAAUUUUAUUUAUUUUUUAAUGUUCAGGCUCUUGCUCUAACAACAAUAACAAUAAGCUUACUAACUGAUAAUUUGUUUAUCUAUAAAACUGCUGUAUUUUUCUUCUAGGACUAAGAUGUGGUUUUGUAAGAUCUAAAUUUAUAGUCCUUUUAAAUAACCUUAAUAGUUGCCAUAGCUACUUACAUACUCGGCAGCCAUACUAGGUACACUUAAGAAAUGCAAACUUGUAUUUUCAAAUAUAUAUUCUGUGCUGUUUUACUUUUAAAAUGUUACAUUUCAAAUGAUUCCAAUGUGAGUCCAAGCUUUAGGCAACUUCAAGACUGCAGAAAGACAUGGAAAUAGAUAUAUGUGCUAGGGUAGCCUUCUUGAAUAUAGUGCACAAGGGUGUUAACCAACCAAUCCUCAGUUCAUAUCUAAUCCCACUCAAAUUCACUAGCCUUCGUAUAUGGUGCUGUUGCUGUUCUUAAAUGGCUGUAAUGAAGAUUACCAAGAUAAUAGUUGGAAUUCAGAGAACCAGUCAGGAUUUUGUUUUUUGCUUUGACCCCCAUAUUAUCAUAUACUUGCUUUUUAAACAGUUGCCAUAUAGAUUGGAGGCUUACUGUUUUGAGAAUUGCUAUAAAAUUCCUGUGAGCUUACAGAACUAGUUUCAUGGUUCUUUACAUCUUGACUAAUGCAAUGCAUUUGGAGCACUUGAGCCGUACCAUAUGAAUGCUAUCCUUUAUUCUUGUUAGCAGUCACUUAAUUUCAUUUCCAAAUCCUGAAAAUUAUGCUUGGAUCAGCCACAAGGGGGUGAAGUAACACCACUUACAGUAUUUGCAAAGUUUGUCUGAAAGAGAGUGCUUGUGCUUUUGAAACUCUGUUUUUGCUGGUGUGUAUAAUUUGUCAGAUAUAUUCCAGAUAAAUUAUACAUCUGACCAACCUCUCCUGCCAAAUAGCCACAGCAAUUACUAGCCUUCAGACCCGUAGUAGGUUAACUUGCUAUUCACACCUAUAUUAGUCAUAUGUAUCCAUGGCCUCUUUGCCUGAAUGGAGCUGAAAGAACCUAGAGUGCUUUCAGACAAAGGACUCUUAGAGCUUUCAGUUCUGCUUUCUGCUGUAUCCAGAAUUGCAAGCAAGCAUUGACACAUGAGAGUUAUAGCACUCUUUCAGUUGUGCUUUCCAUUAUGUUAAAAUAGUGGGCAUGACUUAUCGUGUGAGAAGUAUUUAUCCCUCCUUUUCCUCCCACUCCUCAUGGUUGUGUUCGUUAUUCAUAUCCUGAUGUUGCUUUCUGUCCUUCUACCCCCUUUCUCAGUAAUAACUAAAUAAGCACUGUCAGCCAUUAAUUGUUUUUCUCCCCCCCCCUGCUAUUUCCUUUUUUUUACUGCUAACUCAUGCAACAGAAAAGGGUUUGUUUUUUUGAGUCUCAGUAGCACAGACUUAAAUUUAUUGCAAAGCUGUUGCCACCCAAUCCCCACCCUGCCCACAGUCUUCUUGCUGCUUAUCAGUAUUAUUAUUAGUAGUAGUAGUAAUUUUUUUGGAUUGCUUAUUUGCCCUGCACCAUAAGGUCCUGGCAGAUGAUUGAUAGGUGGGUGGCCCCAUGAAUCUCACUGAACUCUUAAUCAAAGAUUUGACUGAAGAUUUAAAAACAAAGGUUGCAAAAGAGUAGGUACACCAAGACAAUGACUGUUAUUUGGUUCCUGCUUAACUAAGAGAGUCAAGGUUUUACGUAAAGUUUAAAGUGCUACUUCUAAAGGAAACUCAGGAUCUCAGGGCUCUCAAAGGCCAAGCAAUAGGUGAUACGGUGUUCCUUCGAUUAGGUUAGGAACUGGCAGAAGGUUCAGUGUUAACAAUGUCAGGUGGAGUUUCCAGGCUAGUGUGUAGAGUAGGGGUGGCUAACCUGUGGACCUCCAGAUGUUGCUGGAGUACAACUCCCACCACCUGUGGGCUGGGGCUGAUGAGAGUUGGGAGUCCCAACAACAUUUGAUUGGUCAUUGGUUAGCCACCCCAGGUGCAGGGAGUGUGGGCACCCUCUUGUCCAUGUCAGCCCAAGUCUUCACUCUCAGGGGCAACCUUCUGGGGGGCCUCAUGCCAGUAGUGUGUGGGACUAUUGCUUUUGUCCAAGAGGCUAAAUUCCAGCCAUACAAAAGUCAGAGGUGUUUUCUCUCUCUCUCUCUCUCUCUCUCUCUCACACACACACACACACCCCAUCCAGACAAACAACAGGCAUUCUAAGUUUUCAAAGACAGAUUCCAGCCAGCAGACAAAAGCACCCAAGAAAGACAUGGAGCAGGGCCAGUGAAUAGUGUAGUUCUAGAGCAGCGGUUCAAAACCUAUGGGUCCCCAGAUGUUGUUGGACUACAGCUCCCAUCAUCCCUGAACUCUGGCCUUGCUAGCUAGGGGUGAUGGGAGUUGCAGUUCAACAGCAUCUGGGGACCCACAGGUUGAGAAAGGCUGUUCUAGAGAGUCCCCGAGGGCUACAAAAAGAGGCCUCUGGGGCAGCAUUUAGCCCGCGGCUUGAGGUUUCGCAGCCCCAUCCCUUCAGUAGAUUGUUUCAGCUGGAAACUUUCCAUGUGCAUUUCAUUCUGGUUCAGUAGAUCCUUGCUAGCUCAUCUCCCGAAGGCAAAAUGUAGCUAAGAUGUUUGUGAGGAGACACAAAAUGUCUGUGAAACUGUGCUCUCCAGCAGUAUCAUAUUUCAUACUGCUGGUCACACUUGUUUUUAAAAUAGAGUAAUUUGCAAACAUGGGAAAGUUCUGAAGAGGUCUGCUAAACGAUUUCUUAAAGAGUUUUAGCACAUUAAUCAAGCAUUUGACCAGUCCAGAAAUAUGGAAGAUACCGUCUUUUUCGCCCUAUAGGGUGCACCGGCCCAUAGGACGCACCUCGUUUUUUGGGGGGGAAAUAAAUAAAUAAAAAUUAUUUACCCCCCCCCCCCAGCUGCAGUGCUGGGGUGGGGGAAGCCUGAGCUUCCCCAACCCCCAGAACAGGCUGCUAUCCACAAGCCUUGCGAGCCCGGCGGCAACUCCCGCCGGGCGGGCAAGGCUUGCGGACAUUGCGCGAAGCACAGGGCACCCUCCAGAGGGCGCCCCGUGCUUCGGGCUGCAGGCUGCUGCCCGCAAGCCUUGUGAGCCGGCGGGAACUCCCACCGGGCGUGGAAGGCUUGCGGAUAGCUUCCUGAAGCCUGGAGAGCGAGAGGGGUCGGUGCGCACCGACGCCUCUCGCUCUCCAGGCUUCAGUGAAAGCCUGCAUUCGCCCCAUAGGACGGACACACAUUUCCCCUUCAUUUUUGGAGGGGAAAAAGUGCGUCCUAUAGGGCGAAAAAUACGGUAAAUACAAGUUUAUUCCACUCAUGAUGCUAUUUUCCCCAUUCCAUUACCCUUGGUUUCCUUUUGAAGUUGAAUUUUUAGUAUUAAAAGGAAAAAACUCUAUAAAAGGUUUUCCACUUCCAUUAUCAUCUACUCCUUCCUUCUCCCUUUUCACUUCCACUAUCUUUUUCUUAAAGAAUAUACCAGAGUUGUAUAUAGGGCAAGGUCUGGCCAUGUAGUAGAUUUCUAUAAUGCCUCAUGGUCCAUUUAGUGGCAUAUUUAGUAGCUUUUAUAACUUUGCUAAAAUGCCAUACCUGUAUAGACAAGUAUCCAGUCUGUUUGCUAGAAUAGGGAGGAGUCAAUAAAGGCAUGCAUUCCUCUGAUUUGUAACAUUGAAAGGAAACAUGUGGAUGGCAGGCAGUGGGGUUCUAUCAAUAAUAGAGGCCUCUUGACUUUUGUCUGCAAAGUUCUGAUGCGAUGAAACUACUUCUCACACCCUUAAAAAACUACCCUGGUUGAGCUUUGCACGUGUGUUUUUGUCACGUCAUUGGAAUGUUCUCACCAGCAGAGGGCACUGCACAAGCAGUCACACAGGGCCUGCUGCAGAGGGAGAUGUCUUGGCUGAGAGGUAGCAAGCGCAGCUUACUUGUCCUUGGCCAAUCCAAGGAUCCUCUGGGUGCCUAUGUGGAGGCUGUCACUAUAUUCCAGGAACUCUUAGGAUGUUGAGCUUAUUCCUUUUGAACCUCCACUGCAGGUGGGGAGAGUACAGUCACACUCAGGUCCUGCUUGUGGGUUUCCCAUAGGCAUCUGGUUGGCCACUGUAAGAAGAGAAUGAUAGACUAGAUCUAGCAGGACUCUCAUGUUAUAUAUGUGCAGAGGAGGAGAUUUUUUGAUCAGAUUCAAGUUCUCCUAUAUAAUCCUUAGAGAAAAAUCUUCAGAUUGUCCCCCUCUUUCUCUUCGUGAAAACAUGAGUUUGACAAUGGUAAAGAUUCCAUAACUUGGAUUCAGAAAAGUGCAAGCAUAAUGGCAGGUGUUCCUCCUCUCCACCUUUGCAGCUCCCUGUGUCCUAUGAAAAGCUGCUCUUGAAGGUCAGAGAACCCUUUGGAAUGAUGGAGUAUGGGAAGUGGCCAAAACCAAGUGAAGGUACCUUGAACAUCUAUUUACACAUGGUCUCUCUACCUGGUUUUGGCUUAUUCUCUCUCUCACACACACACACACCCCCACCCACACCUACCCUUCCUGAACCUAUCCUGUGCCAUUACAGAGAGUCUUCUGACUCUGGAGCAGAUUUUUAAGGAGUACCAGGCUACAGUGAGGAGGAAACUCCCUUAUUUAUUAUUUUUCCACUUAAGAUUCUCUGGAUUAAACACAAUCUAUUGUAGGGAUGACAGAAAAUAUUUCAGUAAUCAUUUUGAAAGAGAAGUUAUUUCGUGAGAGUGCCAGUUUCUCCCAAACUUCAUAUGUUUCCAUUUUAGGGAAGGUAGCAUGGAAAGAUUUCUCCUUAACUUUUCUGUCCCAUCCUUCAUAUUUCUAUUCAUAUUUUAAGAUUUAUUAUAUUUUCAGAGUGACCAAAUAAACAGCCUGUUCUACACUUUCACAUUUAAAUCUUACUUUACUAAUGUGGUCUGGCAAAUUCUGGAGCUUACUACUGUUUCCAAACCACAUUAGUAUGGAGUGGUGUGUUUUCAGCACCUCACAAGAUGGAUUUUUCCUCUAAAUUUGUAUAUGCUCAACCAACUUCCCCAGUUGCAAGAAAUGUAGGAAUGAUUAACAGUUUGGGAAAGUUAAAAAAUUGUAUUUUUCUGCAUUACUAGUUAAUAUUAUUAAUUCUGGGACCUGCAGCACCUGAGUUAAAUAAGCUUCCCCCAACCUCCCUGUAACAUAGUUAAAUUUAUAUUCUGGUGGUAGUAGUAAGAUCUGUUUGAAAAUUGUGGCUGCCAAGUCCAGAGAGAGCUUUCCAUAAUUUUGAUUCUUCUUAAAGAUCAUAUUUAGUAUACCUUUGCUUUUUCAGGCCAUAAUAGUGUUCCCUUGCCUAGAAGUUAGCAGUUGUUAAGAUAAACUUUUAAAAGUUUUGUCUACAGUACAGUGGUACCUCGGGUUACAUACGCUCCAGAAAUAGUACCUCGGGUUAAGAACUUUGCUUCAGGAUGAGAACAGAAAUUGUGUUCCUGCGCUGCGGUGGCAGCAGGAGGCCCCAUUAGCUAAAGUGGUGCUUCAGGUUAAGAACGGUUUCAGGUUAAGAACGAACCUCCGGAACAAAUUAAGUACAGUACUUAACCCGAGGUACCACUGUAUCUGCAAGUUUCUACUAAGUAGCUCUCUCAAUUAAAGACAUACUUGCAGAUACGAUUUCUGUCACGUCUCUUUCAGAUUAAAAUUAAAUUUAGCAUUAGAAGCUUGGGAGUGCUAAGGAGAAGUAACAAGAGGAAGCCAACACGGAUGAUGAUGAUUAGUCAGAUGCUUGGUAAACAGGAGGGCCUUCCUUCCCCUUCCCCUAAUCUGUCUGCCAGGAGAUAGAGAGAUUUAACUCCCCACCUCUUUUCAAGUUGCUUCCACAUGUCUUAGCCCUCUUGUAUGCAGUUGGAUGGAUAUAAUGUAAGGGGAAAGGGGAUAAUAGGAAAGUUGAGGAAAUUGACCCAUGAAUCAUUAACAUAUCUUGGAAUUUUUUUUCUUUGCUUGAGAAAACCAGUUAUUUAUAGCUUUGCAGUUUGCAUGAUUCUAAGUUUCCAUUUGAUGCUUUAAGAAGAUUAUUCCACUUAAUCCUUUGUUACUGUGUACUUAACCAGCUAGUUUGUAGCAGCCCAGCCUUAAGGUAUCAUAUGACAACUUAUGUUAAAGGUCAGUUGUGUAUUGGGAGGCUCUGUUCUCUGGGGAGAAACUCCUUUAAUAGCACUUCUAGUAUAUAUUGCAAGUAUAUAUAGUGAAAGAGUGAUUCAAUAACCAGUUUUUCUAGCCUGGAUAGUCAAAUAGAGCACCAAAGGGGUCAUAACAGUCUGGCAUAUAACCAAUGAACAGAAAAUUUAUUGUAUGCCCAUCAGCAUAUGCCUCUAACCAAAUCUAAGCAUAUGCAAGUGAAACAACUGCAUAUUCUUCCUUGUUUUCUUUUGCCCCUGUUUCCUCCCCCCUGUUUCCCCUGUGUUGAACUUUAGAUCACAACUUCUUCAGAGCAGGAAUUCUGCAAACUGUAUUCUGCAAAGUGCCAGGCAUAUUGAUACUGCUAUUUAAAUAGGGUUUUUUUAAAGCCCACCACUUUAAGCCAAUCUUGCUCUUUUGCCCACUGUUCCAGGGUAUGCAAAUGAUGUGAGAAAAAUAAUGGAUUCAAUUAUAGGUUACAUCUGAACAUAAGCAGCCAGAGAAAUGAGCAGGUAGUAUAUAUGAGUUAGCUAGGAAGAUUGUGCAGUUUCCUUUGGUUGGUUGGUUAAUUAAUUAACCACCUUUAUCUUCCAAGGAUCUUAAGGUUGUGUGCAUAGUUCUCCCCCUAUUUCAUCCUCACAACAACCCUGUGAGGUAGGUUAAACUAAGAGGUGGUGACUGGCCCAAGGUCACCCAGUGAGCUUCAUGGCUGAGUGGGGAUUUGAACCCUUUCUCUCCCAGAUCCUAGUCCAACUCUCAAAUCAUUACAUCACACUGGCUCCCCUGUCAUAAAGUGGGUGUUGUAGCUAAUACAUCUUUAUCCAGAAGAAUCCAUCAAUAUUGCUUCAUAAGUUAAUAAAAAUCUAUUAUCUAUGUCAGUGGUUCCCAAUUGGUGGUGCGUGGACCCCAAGGGGUCUACAUAAUGCACCCAGGUGGUCCGUGGCAUCAUUCACAUAGCAAAAACUACCAUAGAGGUAUUUUUUAAAAAAUUAAGUAGGGGGUCCAUGGCUUGCUUUUUGAAAGCAGGGGUAUGCAGUACUUAGCUAAUUGGGAACCACUGAUCUAGACAGUAUGCACAGUGGUGUUGAGGGAAGACUGUUUUGAUGAUAAGACCCUUGGGGCAGUGGUUGGUGUUGAUCCUGAUAGAAGUAGUGUAAGUUUCAAAUUUGGAUGUUAAUUCAGUACUUAACAAACUCUUACUUAUAGAAGAAGUUGCUUGCCAUUUUCUAAAAUACCUACUCAUCCACAGGAAAAGAUAAAGUAUUGUUUCAAAGCUAAUAAAUUACAGCACAAUCCUAACCAUCUCUGCUCAGAAAUAGGUCCUUCAGUGGGGUUAGAAUUGAGGUCUUAGAUUCAGUCAUUUGAUAAUGAUUUAGUUACUACUUGCUGAGGUUGGCAGUAUCAUAGUUAUGCAGGUAGUUGAUCCUGUGCUUCAGAAAACUAAGCUAUACACUGUCCUUUGAACUAAUUUAGUAAUUCUGUGAUGCAGAAUAUUUUCAGUCUGAAUGUCCCUUGGGAGCUCAAAAGCUUGGUCAUUAUUUUGUGACAAUUAAACUGGUUCUAGUAAAGGUAUUGCCCAACUGUGGAUUUUAUAGGUUUUUCUUAUAGAAAACUUUAUUUUUUAAUGUUGCUUUUGGUAGUUGCAUUUUCAAAGUUUGAUUAUAAGCUAGGAAUUGUUUUCGGGGAAAACAUUUCAACAUUUAAUUUCACUUGUAUCCAUGUAUUCUGUUGCUAGAUAAAUAAAUCAGCAGUUACAAAACACUGGGGGUUUAUUAAAGUUUUAUUUACACUUUUAUGUAAAAAGGGUUCUGAAGCAGCAAUUACAAUGUUUAACUAUAUUUUUCAGGAAACCACAAUCUUUCAAAUAUAUUUUCCAUUAGGUUAGUGAAAGAAGGACAGGAAGAGCAGUUUCAAUAAGAACUGUGGUUUUUUAUAUAGAAUUGAAUAAGAAACAAAACCAAGUAAUUUAAGUCACUCAGAUUAAUUAACCAACUACAUUCAUAAAUGUAGUUGGAAAAGUAGGUGAGAUUCACAAUUGAGAUCCUGAAGUUCUUGUGAGCUGCUGCAUGAAGUUAACUGUCAGUUGCUUUAAAGACCAUUGCCCUGAUCACCUUAGUAAUGUUGCAUAGUGGCUGAUCUGCACUACAUGUCAGCACUGAACUGAAUAUACUUUUAUGUUUCCAAUAACUGAACUGAAGGCAGAUACAGUAUACAGAAAAUAGUAAUGAAUAUGUGUAGGUACCAAUUGCGGUUUUUGUAGUUUUAAGAUAUGCCAGUUUGAAGAGGAGCUAAUACUUAAGAAAAUGACAAAUGUGUGGUGUAGCAGCUUGUCCUAUCUAAUAAUUAUCAAACGCUGGGUAAUUCUGGUAUCCUAGUUUAUCUUCAUUCAUUCUGCUUUGUACAAAAGAUGGUUCCAUAUCAAAAAGCCCUGGUAUGAGAUGAAAAAAGAGUUACAAUUUUUGUAAACUGGCCCAACUUUCAGUGAUAUUUCUUUGUCAGAAAAUAUAGUUACCGGUAUAUAUUUUCAGAGGAUGUCAGAAGAUAUAUAUACAGUGGUACCUCGGGUUACAUACGCUUCAGGUUACAUACGCUUCAGGUUACAGACUCCACUAACCCAGAAAUAGUACCUCAGGUUAAGAACUUUGCUUCAGGAUGAGAACAGAAAUCGUGCUCUGGCGGAGCAGCGGCAGCGGGAAGCCCCAUUAGCUAAAGUGGUGCUUCAAGUUAAGAACAGUUUCAGGUUAAGAACGGACCUCCGGAACGAAUUAAGUACUUAACCUGAGGUACCACUGGAGAGAGAGAGUGAGUGUGUGUUCAAUGGGUUUUUGAAACUGCCUUAUUUUUACAAUGAAAGGUGGUCUCUAAAUUAUUUUAAGUAAAUAUACAUGCCAAGAUUCCAAAUUAUUCUUCAAGCAGCUCCCUUAAACAGAAAACAAAUCAAGAUAUAAUUGAACAGACGUGAGUUAGUCAGGCCUAUGUAUCACUUAGAUUAAUUAAACCCAGUUAUGGCAGUAGCAAUAAAGAUGUCUUAUCAAAGCAUCUUAUUCUGAAGUACAUUGACUGUUGUUUUCUGUUUUAAACAGAAGAAUCAUUAUUGUUAAACCGUAUCUCAUUUAAUUUAAUACAACCAAGGAGUCAGAAGCAGUGGUCCCUUUCAUUUAAUCAACUGUUGCAUAGUAGAUAACUUAUGGUGUUAGGCAGGAGAGGGGCAAUUCUCCUAUAGACUUUUAAGUUAUUGAGGAUUCCAAACAACACAGGCGUAGUAUCCCAUAAGUGCAACUGCACCAUGCAAUUACAGCUCAGUGCAGCACUGUUUUACAUAGCUUGGGAAGCCUUCUGAAUAGAAUAAAAUAUAAAUAGUAAUAUCUUUUGAAUAUUAUCCUCUAGUUUAGAAUUAGUUUAUUCCAUUAUAGUUUUAUUGUGUUCUAGUUAAAUUGAUUCAAUGCUUGUCAUGAAUCUUGGGGUCAUUAAAGAACAAUUUUUUAAAAAAAGCAACACCUCUGACUUGACGACCUUUGCCUUUGAAAAGUGGAUGGUGGAAAGAAUUUUUAAAAGUUUCAUUCAUGACUUGUAGAGCACUUUGGGACACUUUUCAGCUGUGAUGCUUACAGAAGGUCCAGUGCUAUGUUUUUUCCAUGGAAAUUUUCCAUUCUGAAAAACAUUGCUCAUAAACAUUUAAUUCAUAUUGCGUAGUCUUGUGUUGCGUGAAUGAACCCUGGGAUCCUGAGAAAACUCUGCUCCUUUUUCAGGCACAGCCUUAAAUAGGAGAUCAAAAGCUAUUGCUAUGCACUUAUUAUGUUAACAGCUUUACUGCAUUAACAUUAAAAAAAUAAAAACAAUGAAAGUGAACUGAGGGAGGAAGAGCUACAUUGACCACGUCGACUCGCAGGGCUGGGGCCAAUGGAGCUCGUUCCUCCACGUGCCAGCCACUGGAAGGAGUCGCUCCAUAACCAGCCCGCCAAGGGAAAAACAAGCUGCAUUGGCUCGUUCCACCCUUGGUUUGAGGGCCAGAGUGUGAUGGCGCCUUCACCCAGAGGUAUAUCAUGUAGAAAGUCACCAUUGCACUCUGGCCCUCAAACCAGUACUAGGUGAUGUAUCGAUACAUCACCCAAACCUAAUCAGAUGACAUUGGUAUAAUACUGCAAGGUUGCUUUUUUUUACGCAUCUUAAGUUGGAGGUUCUGAAAUGCAGAAAAGUCAGGGCUGGCGCACCCAUGAGGCAGGGUGAAGCAGCUGCCGCUAGUUGUAUUGGUGCCAGUUUCCCUCACCAAAAUUUCACCAGAACCUGCUGUUAUCACCUUUGCUUUAUGCCACUGUACAACCUAGGCAAGGGAUGCUUUGGUGGAGGCAUUAUAGGGGCACUUCCUGUUUUGCCUCAAGCAGCGAAAUGGGAUGCGCCACUCCAGAGAAUAAUCAUUAGGUGGUCCACUAAGACCCUAAGCAAUUUUUAACAGGUCUAUGGGAUAAAAAGUUUGGGAACCAUUGUCUGAAAUGAAACUCCCUUCCUUGAAGUCUCCAGAGGCAGUGAUUGAAUCUGUGAAUAAAUUUAAUUUUGUGAGGUACACUGAUCUACACCUGGGGAUAGCUUUGUUUCUUUAUAUGCUCAUAACUGCUAUGCUUAAAAAAAAUGGUUUAAGUUCUAUAGGAUGAAUGAAUGAACCUAUGAAUGAGAAGAAAAUUCAGUAAGCAGUCUUGGAUCUCAUUCUCCCUUGUGCUUGGUAAGCAUAGCAAAUCUGAAAGAAGGCGAUUAUGCCUAGGGUCCAUAAAAAGUCAGUAAAUUGUGAAGUAUACUGUGAUGGCAGCAAUAGCUUAGUGAAUCGGAGGAUUUGACCUGUGUUCCCAUCUCAAGCUGCAUUUAUAGCAGAUAUAAACAUGACUACAUGUUCUUAAAGGUUUCCUGUGUUUUCCAUCCAAAAGGGAGCAGUCUGUGUGAAAUGUUUUUCCAGCUUGUCUGGAAACUGGAAUAUAGCUGUGAAUCACUUACGGAAAAUGCUAUGCAUUUUUAUUUUUUUUAUUUUUUUGUUAUCUGGAAACAUUGUGACUUUCCAUAGUUUUAUAAUGUAGUACAUGUGGUUUAAUAAGAAAGGACUGCAGGAAGUUACUGGCCAGUUCUUCAAAUUAGUUCAUAAUCUCCCACCCAAGCACUCUUGGUUGCAACUUCCCAUGCUUAAUUCUUUCCUCAAAUGGGAAACUUUAACGUAAAGAAAAACACUUGCAGAUUUUUUUUUAGCCUUGGAAAAUAACGUGCAAAGUAUUUUUAAGAAGGUAAGGGGGAGACUUCUGAAGAUGUUGUAUAAGCAUCUAAAGGUAUCUUAAUAGUCCAUUAACUGCUCUCAAACAAGCUCUUUUUAAAAAAUAAUAAUUAAAUAUGCAGCUUAAAAAAAAAUGCAUCUUCACCCUCCCUCCUGCCCCAGACUUGCCACCAAAGCAGAAAAGUACUCACCAAGUUAUCACCAGGGAGGGUGUGUGUGUAUAUGCAUAUUUUAUGGGUUUAGUGUUAGCUUUGGCAAACUUCAAUCUGUGUAUAUGUUUUAAGGACACAUUUGAAAAAUACAUUUUUCGAAUACAUCGAAAAACACAUGGCUUCCCCCAAAGAAUCCGGCGAACUGUAGUUAAGGGUGCUAGGAAUUAUAGUACUUUGAGAUGUAAACUGCAGAUCUCAGGAUUCUUUGGGGUAAUCUAUGUGCUUUUAUGAUAUUAUGCGGGUGACUUAAGAUGAAAACUGUAGUACUCCUCCUUGAGUAACCUACAGUUUUAAGUAGGCAAAAGUUAGGUCCAGUCAAAGGCGACUAUGGGGUUGCGGCACUCAUCUUCCUUUCAGGCCGAGGGAGCCGGCAUUUGUCCACAGACAGCUUUCCAGGUCAUGUGGCCUGCAUGACUGAACUGCUUCUGGUGCAACGGAACACCGUGAUGGAAACCAGAACGCACGGAAACACCCUAUUUAUCUACUUGCACUGGCGUUCUUUUGAACUGCUAGGUCGGCAGGAGCUGGGACAGAGCAACAGGAGCUCACCCCAUUGUGGGGAUUCGAACCGCCAACUUUCUCAUCGGCAAGCCCAAGAGGCUCGGUGGUUUAGACCACAGCGCCACCCAUGUCCCUUUAGAUUUAAGUACCAAUGUUUCAUUUGUUCAUUGGUUACAUUUGAAAAGGCACAUCUAAGGGUUAUGUAGAACAGGUAUCUUCAACCUUUUCAGACCCAGGUUUAUUUACCCAAAUAUGCAUAUGGAGGACCAAUUUCUUAAUCUUUUAAGUUUUACCUCAUAUUUGCAUGAUAUUUGUGCUUCUGUUAUGACCCACCUUGGAUCAGGCUGCGAGCCACUAGUUGGUUGAAGACCACACGUUGAAGACCAGUGGUGUAGGAGAUACUGUAUCUCUACGUUCAUGGAGCUUUUCCAAAGAAAGCAUACUGAGUAAAUGUUGUACAAGGCCCCUUGUAUCCUGACUCUAUUCUGGAAAUGAAAGACUUCCUAACUCCUUGUACUGCAUUCAUAUUAAAACCUUCCACUGGUAUCUAGUGUCUAUUCAACAGUAAUUCCAUGGAUCCUGAUGGUCCUGAGCCCCAGUAGAAGAAGAAGAAGAAGAGUUUGGAUUUGAUAUCCUACCUUUCACUCCCUUUAAGGAGUCUCAAAGCGGCUAACAUUCUCCUUUCCCUUCCUCCCCCACAACAAACACUCUGUGAGGUGAGUGGGGCUGAGAGACUUCAAAGAAGUGUGACUGGCCCAAGGUCACCCAGCAGCUGCAUGUGGAGGAGCGGAGACGCGAACCCGGUUCCCCAGAUUACGAGACUACCGCUCUUAACCACUACACCACACUGGCUCUCUCAGUAAAGGAAUUUCACCUGGUCUGUUGGUUGUGAUAAGAUGCACACCACAUUGAAGAGGAACAGCUGUUUCCCAUACACACACACACACACACACACACACACACAGAGUAGAACCUCUACUUACAACCACCUCCACUUGCAGACGUUCCAAGUUGCGACCACGACAAACCUGGAAAUAACCGGCAGGUUUGCUGCCGAUCGUGCAUGCACAGGAGUGGCAAUCACCGUUCACACACAACGGCGCCUCUCCCUGCGACCCAUUUCACCAUAAGGACUGGCCUCCAGAACGGAUUGUGGUCAUCCACUGUGUACACACACACACACACUUUCCCAUUUUCAUACCUCUUCUCCAAGGAAUUGAUAUAUAAAAACAAAAUGCAGUUUAACUGGGAAGGUGAAGCGGAGCUUGUUUAGUAGAUAAAAGUGAGAUGUGAAAGCCUGGCUUACAGAUGAAAGGAAUGGAUACAGCUGUGUGUUGAAUACUUCUGCUCUGUUAGGUACCGUACUUUAAGAAGAUAAGAAUAGCCCUGCAUGAUCAGGUCAAAAGUCAGCCAGAUACUUUCAUUGUUUUGGAAACAUUAAGUUUUGCAUUCUUUUUAAAAUUGAAAGACUGUAAUUACUCAUUUAUACAUGAGUAAUAUGCUUUGUGGGACACGGGUGGUGAUGUGGGUUAAACCACAGAGCCUAGGACUUGCCGAUCAGAAGGUUGGCGGUUCGAAUCCCCACAAUGGGGUGAGCUCCCGUUGCUCGGUCCCAGCUCCUGCCAACCUAGCAGUUCGAAAGCAUGUCAAAGUGCAAAGAUAAAUAGGUACCACUCCCGCGGGAAGCUAAACGGCGUUUCCGUGCGCUGCUCUGGUUCACUAGAAGUGGCUUAGUCAUGCUGGCCAAUAAAGCGAGAUGAGCGCUGCAACCCCAGAGCCGGCCACAACUGGACCUAAUGGUCAGGGGUCCCUUUAUCCUUUACCUUUAAUAUGCUCUGUGGUGAAAAGAGAAGAUCUGGAAACUUAACGGUAACUUGACUGUCAUUACUGUGACUUCAUUAGAUUAGUAUGUACUUAAGAUAUACUGAUAAUUGUCUUUCAAAAAUCUGCAUAAAUCUACUGAUAAGGUGUGAGACAUCCUUUUCUGACAAAGCCAUGUAUGAUAGCAAUUGUUAGAAGUCCUAGAACAUCUGGCAGGAAAGCGGUCAUGUGGGUUUGUUUGCUUUUGUUCAAAAGGACUUACUGUACUUGGUCCUUUCGGCAUGACAGUAAAAGGCUGGAUGAGAGCUUUUACAAUGACUGCUUCAGAACAAUAGAGCCCCUCCUAUGAGUAGAAAUUAGUUGUUUUCAUCCAGGGGUAGGCAACCUAAGGUUAAACCCAUGGGUUUAACCAGCCCACGAGCCGCCCCCAAACUGAGCUGCCCGCUCGGAGAGUCCCUGCACACUGUGCUAAACUGGCGCAGCGCAGUGCAGGGACUCACUGCCGCGGUGCCGGAAAUCACGUCUGUGCAUGCUCAGAUGCCAAAAAUCACAUCUGUGCAGAUGCAGAUGCUGGAAAUUGUGUCUGGGGAGAUGGAAGAUGCUGGAAAUUGUGGCCGUGUGCGUGCGAUCCGGCCCACGGAGGGAUCUCCGCUGGAGUGAACUGGCCCAGGCGAGGUAAACCUUGCCGACCCCUGUUUUAAUCUCUCUCUUCCCCCUCCUCCCAAUCAUUGAGCCAGUAUCUUCUAUUGCCCAUACCUAGUUUGGAGAUUAGUUACUGUUUUUAGCCGAGAUUUCCAAGGGUUGCCUUGUAUUUCAAUCACGUUCCCCACAAUUUUCCCUAGAAUUGAUAUUUCAACAAUACAUAGUAAAACAUCAGACUGGUUUCCCCCUGGUUGUAUGAGUGGAGAGAAUACCUCAUGCUCCUCUUUUUUAAUACACCAAUCGAUUAAUCUAGAAGUUUUAUAAUAUGUCUUUUGAAUAUCUUGGAGAAAGCUUACUUUUACUUUGUCACUCUUGCAAGCGAUUUUCAGUUCAAAAUUUUACAGGCCUGUUCUCUGGAUGGCUUUUUUAAAAAUGUUUUGUUUUGUUGUUAAACUACUGGCUGUGAAAGAGUUAAAUGUUUUUCUUUUUAAAUGGUAUUCAAAGUUCAGCCCUUACAUCUGGAGGUCUGCCUAACCUCCAUGAGUUCACCAACCUACAGCCUACACAGUUUCAUUUUUUGUGUCCAGCCUACUCCACUGAUAAUACCACCAUGGAACUCCUCCUGCUUUCCUUUUUCCCUUUAGCCACCAACAAAUGGCCUAUGCCUUUCCCCCCUGCAAGCCCUCCUCGUAGGUCCUUUCUUCAGCAUUGUGCUAAAUGGCGGGUAUCCUUGGAGUGCCAUUGCCAAAAGAAGAGAGCAAAGGUUAUGUAGUACAAUGGGAUGGUGCAAAUUGACCUGUGCAUCACCUCCUCUCAUUGGGUGUUUAUAUCCGGGCCAUGAAGUGUAUCUGGCUGUGCUUCCUGGCAAAGAUGAAGAAAGGAGAAGGAUAAACAGAAGCUCCUGUUCUCAGUGCACAUGCAAUGUGUGUGCCCUUACAUCUCCUAUUCCCUUUAUUAGUGUACACAGGGGUGGAGUGAUUCAGUUUUAAGAAUGCUAGGGUUCAUCGUAAUUUAAUCAGAGAAUGUUUCCCAAUACAGGACUGUGUUCCAGAAUAUGUGAACAAAGUGUCACUAAGCAUAUGCAUCAUUUUUUCUUUCUGCCACUGAAUCCUCCCAACACUCCUGUUCAGAGGAUAGAAUAAUGUAGCCUUCACACAGGGCUGAGCCCAGAACCUUUCCUUUAGAAGUUAAACACACACACACACACACACACACACACAUUUUGCUAGCAUACCAUGCAAUCAGAAAUGCAUUCCUCUUCAUAUAAAUCCUCCCUCUCCCAUUUUCAGCAGACAUUUACCAUAGUGCCUUUCCCCCCAUAGGCUCCUGACACUUCUUCUUCCCCAGCAAGUUAUCCAUUCUCUCCCCUGAUCCAGUCAGACCACUUCUUUCCUUUCCAGCUACAGCUGCAGAGUUGUCCACCACCCAUUGAGAAGGCAGGAGCUGUUAUGUAUGCACUUGGAUCGCCACCCCUGUUGUGUCUGCCCAGCGACUGAAGGAGGAAGGCUAGCAGUGGUGAUUCUUUAUCUUUGAGCCAAGGAGGACGAUAACUCUGAAGUAGCCUCCUUUUAGAAAUGUUGCUGCCACACAUCUUACUCUGCCUUGACCCAGUUAACUAGCCAAGAGCAUUAAUCUCCAAAACACACACAAUUUGCAUGUUUUGGAGAAUGCAAAACCCUGGAGAGGAUUUCAGAUCUGAAAGAAAUGCCUUUGCUUCGCUUAGGAAAAUUGCAUGCCCUCUAACCACUAGGUUGUAGUACUGACCUCUACUUCCAAUGAAUAUUUACUUAGCAUACCUCAUAAAAUUAAUCUUCUUUAAGGGCUGCCACAUUACUUCUAUAUUUUCAAAAAGGAAAUGGUCUUGGUGUUUCAUUUGUCCCAGUAGCUCUUGAUGCAACCUGAAGUCUGUUUUGCACCCAGCGCAAUCUAAUGUACAGUAAUACCUCAUGUUGCGUCUGCUUCAUGUUGCGUCUUUUCGCGUUAUGUCCUGUGGCAACCCGGAAGUACCAGAACGUGUUACUUCCAGGUUUCGCCAGAUGCGCAGAAGUGCUAAAUUGCGCCGCACGCGUGCGCAGACGUGACACUUCUGGAUGCAAACGCUUCAGGUUGCGGAUGUGCCUCCGGGACGGAUUACGUCCGCAACUCGAGGUUCCAUACAUGACACAUACAGCGCUCCAUCUUAAAAUUGUUACAAAUUUCAGUCUUGAGCUUCUCCAUAGCCUCUUGCUUUGUAUGCCCCUUCUCCCCUACUCUCGGUUUUUCAGUUUUUAAAAAACCCAGUCUUGAGUUCUGGGGAAUUCACAAUCUUACUCAAUAUUUGGAUGCUUUAGUUGGGAUCUCCGUCCCUAGCUUUAACUGUCUUGUGUCCUCUUCAAGUACUGUUUUUUCUCUCUGCAGUGGAGCAGGAAACUGUAGAAAAGAAGCCAUUGAAAUAAUUCCCCACAAACUGCAAUACCAGCUUCUGGUUUCUUAAUGUCUUCAGUGACACAUUGUUUCACCAAGAAACAAAUGUUACUCCUUGCAUACUGUUUCAUCAUUCUUUCAUAUAAAACUAUUUGCUGCUACAUAUUCUAUUGCUACUAAAUUAACUUUUCAUAGGUAUUCUUCCUGAAAAAGCGAAACAAACAUGAACAAAGUGUAACAUGUUUUUUAAAAUAUCCUUACCAAAUAAACUUAGUAAGUAGCAGGAUAAUUUUAUUAAUUAAAAUUUGUUGCUUUUCUCUUCCACAUAGAAAGCACGUAGCAGUGAUGACCUAUUAGAAAGAAAUUCACAAGGGUAUUAAAUUAUAUUAUUACUGGAGCCAAAUGAUGUUCACAAUUCAGUGAGUGAGAUUUCAAGGUACCCAAAACUUUUGCUCAGGGUGAAUAUUGAAGGAAACAAUAAAAGGAAAGAUUUUUUGAGAACAUGAUGUAGUCUUUAAGUCAUGUCCACUGUUUGUUUCAAUCUUUAAAUGGUAAUAGGAAGCCCAUACAGACUCUGUACGGUUACCUCUUAUUGGUAGCAGUGAGAAAUUCCCAUUUUAAUAUGACUUCUUGUUCAGUACACUUGAUCAAGUGCAUUUUGAUUGCGAUCAUCAUUUAAUAAAAGUAAAAGCUGAAGCUACUUGAGGAAGAACAGGAAUCAAAAAUGUUUUGUGAAAAGCAUGGAUUAGCAUGUGAUGUGAGUAUAUAGAUGUCAAGUGACAUCUUUGAGGCUGAAUGACAGAAAGUGAAGGGGGAUAAAAGUAAAUUAUGAAAAUCUGAUUUUACUACUUUUAGGAUAAAGGCUUGAUUUCUCCUUCCUGUACCAUACUUUCAUGUUAGUCCCUUACCAUUUUGCAAUACUUCAAGCUUGCAUAAGUUGGAAAGAUUAUGAUGGGGAGGAGGGUGGGGAAGGAAUUUCAAAGGGCACUCUUUUUUUUAUCUAUUCAGGUUUCUGCUUUGUACUCAUGAACUGUGAGGUUUAGGCUUGCCUAUCUAAAGUGGAUCUAUUUGCCUCCAGAGUCAACAAGAAACCUGUUUUUCAAUAGGCACGUGUAUCUAUUGCCAUUUGGAGUGGAUGUUUUAAGAAUUGCCCAGGAGCCUCAUGUUUGUCUUCCCACCUCUACUGCUCCUGGGCACACGUGAUCAAGAUCGGAAAGGUUUGGGUAAUCUUAAUCCUCCCAUAGUGCCCUAGCGGGUUAUGGUUUCCCAAGCUGAUAGACAUGAGAAUUGUUUCCCCUUUCAGGCCACAGUUCACUGUAGAUACUCUGCAACAAGACCCAGCUCAUAUAUUUGACUUAGUGUAAGAAUAUUGGGUACAGUGGUUAACUUGGUAGUCGAACAAAUUGGCUCCCAAAUGUCGCAAACCCGGAAGUGAGUGUUCCGGUUUGCGAAAGUUUUCUGGAAGCCGAAUGUCCGACGCGGCUUCUGUGGCUUCCGAUUGAGUGCAGGAAGCUCCUGCAGCCAAUCAGAAGCCAUGCCUUCAUUUUCGAACCAUUCCGGGAGUCGAAUGGCCUCCUGGAAUGGAUUAAAUUCGAGAACCAAGGUACCAUGGUACCACUGUACUUGGCUCAGAGGCAGUUUUAGGGUAGUGUGACCAGUUCAGUCACACUGGGCACUGGGUUGUAAGACGCGUCAAAACAAUGCUGUAGAAUGGAGUGCAAGAAGUUGUUGGGGGGCGGGGGUAGCAUUGCACAGGAUGCCACUGAAGUUGUUAGUGGCCCAGUAUCCUAUUUUCAAUUCAGAGUAGGAUACAGAUAACUCACAUUUUACACACAGUGAUCUUGUGCACAUUCAGCUUUACAGAAAGAAAGAAAGAAAGAAAGAAAGAAAGAAAGAAAGAAAGAAAGAGGGAACAUCCACACUGGCAAUCCCACCCACCACUGACCCCAAUAUGUUUUUGACUGUACAUAAAUUUGGGCUUUAUGUGCUAUUCCUGGAACAUAACCCCUGUGUAAGCUGAGAGUCACCUGCAUAUGAAAAAUAAAUUAGUAAACAGUGCUUAAAAAAUCACACUUUUCCUUUGAGGGUUGUUUUUGGAAAGGAGAAGUGGAAGAACGUAACAGACUUCAAAGGGAAAUGGAUUCUUCCAGCGUUUGAAACAUUUUGUGUGACACAGGAACACUUCAAAAGAGGCUUUCUUCAGCCUUCAUUAAAGAAUUCAGUUAACUCUGGAAAGUACAAGCCUGAAGUCCUACACACACUUGGGAGUAAGUCCCAUUUAGUCCAGAGGGACCUGGUUCUGGGUAAACAUCGGGAGGAUUGAGUUUCACCGUGACUAAGAUUUAGUAUGCUUUCCAAAACUUUGCAAUGUUUUCUGCCAGCUAAUUGCUGUUUAUUGCACUAAACCUUGGUCCUCAAACAGUAACUUUUUCCAUCUUAAAGUGGGUUGUCCCAUUCAAGUGAAGAGCAUGUUGUCUGAGUGCUAAAUGGAAUUACUACCAAUGGAAACUAUGCUGCAAGAGGAGUUGAUAAAGCAGCUGCCUAUGCAAACCUCAGCUGUUUUUUCCAUUCUCCAGAGCAAAGUUAAUUAGCAUAGGGAAACUGACUAAUGUGCUUACGUCACCUCUUUCCAGUUGAAGCUUAUAUUUUGUCCCUGACUGCCUGAAAGCAUGCUGCAGGACUUUGUUCAGGAAUUUGCUGUCGCAUACAGGAUGCUCUGAAACCUUUUUUUCCCCCUUCUUUUUUUUCUUUUUUUGGUUGAGGGGCUGGACUUGGUCCUUUUUAUAAACUCUCACUCUACAGUACAAAACUGCUUCUUCAAAAAAGGACUUUUUGGUGAUCUUGUACUGAGCUCUUAGCAUUCUUUAAGAGAGCAGAAGAUGCAUUUUAGGAACUUUGAUUACAUUUUUGGCUCCUUAAUUGCUUGUGUUCCUGACAACAAGGUUUUCAAUCAACCAGAAAUUAGGGUAAGGCUUUGUAGAUUUUUGUUUCUGGUGAGGAAUAUAGUUAAUGAAAAAAUGUAGGUGUGUUCAAAUGACUGACUAGGUUAGGUCUUGAUAUGGCAAUGUCAAAAUAAUCCCAAACUGCAGAAGCUGGUGUCCAUUUGUGUUUCUGUAUGCUUUAUAAAUUCUUACAAUAAUGCCUUAAGAUUAUGCUAGGGUUGUAGCUCAGUGGCAGAGUACAUGCUUGGCAUUCAAAAGCUCCCAGGCUCAAUCACCAGCAUCUCAAGGUAAAGACAGGAGAGACCUCUUUCUGAACCAGUGGAGAGCUGUUGCUAGUCAGUGUUGAAAAUACUGGGCUAGAUGGACUAAUGAACUGAUUUAGGCAGCUUCCUAUUUCCUGUGGGGUAAUUUGUAUGAUCCUUUAAGUACUUUUGUGUUAACUGUCUACAAAUUCUCAAUACUUCUAACUGCAAGUGUGGACUUUUAAAUAUUCUUUUAGUUUAAAUAGUUUAGCUUUACUGUUUACAAUUUCAUCCAGCUUUUCAUUUGUGAAAGUAAGGUGGAGGGGAAGUAGCAGGGGGUGGAAACUGGGUUUGAAACUUUGAACAGGGCUCACUGUAACUUGUUCAAAAGUGCAGUGCCUGGCCUUUAAAAAAAAAAAAAAAAAGACUAUACCAAAACUUCAAAACGCUAAUAACAAAAGCCUAGUUGUUAGUAGAAUGAAAACACAUUCUCUGUACUCUUUAAGAGAAGUAGCUCAGUUUUGGGCUGACAACUUUCUGUACAAAGUUGUAUAGUAUUCCCAUGUGUUACAUACUUGUUUGAAAGUUUAAAGAAAUAAUGUUUUGUUAUUUCCUUCAUGAAAAACCUGUUAUAGACUUGUGACUUAACUGAACCCAGCAAGUUCAGUAUUCUGUGAUUCCAUACAAGUUAGUCAAUAAUUAUAAUAGGCAAAAGAAACUGUAGUCAGUUCCUGUUAAUGGCUUGUGAAACAGGAAAUUAUAACAUACAUAAAUGCUCAGCUAAUGUGAUUAAGAACCAUUGUCUCCUCCUCAAACUCCACUCCUAGUUUCCUUAUUCUCAAUAUUAAAUGGCAGACACCUCUGUGAAUGAUGCAUAAAUAUAUUUGAGUUGGUUAGUUGCCUGAAAGUUUCAGUAACACAUGUGCUAAGCAUGCAUCACUACGGUAUGGAGCUGUCAGCUAGUGGCGGAUUUGCCACACCUGAAGUUCCACAGAUUAUUUGUUAUUUGGGGUCAGAAGCAAUUGUCUUUUUUCAGACUUUCUGGGGUUUUUUGCUGUUUUUUAAAAUGAAAACUAGAUAACCACCACAGCUGUAUCUUCACUAUUUCUUCAUCCAGCCACAGCCUUCCCCCCGCCACACUGGUUCUGUAUGUUUCUUAAGUUCUGAAGCACUCUGGAUUGGAAACUUGUGCUCUAUAGCAUCUAUGCGUUCACGCUUGCUACAUAGGGUCACACAUUGUUUUUUAGCAGCUGCAUGGUAGUUUCAGCUAGUGUAGAUUUUCCUGGCAUCAUGAAAAAGAAGGCUGACACAUUCACUUCAUGUAAUUGUUAAAGAUACAGAACCAAUCAGGAAAAAAGACUAUAUUCAAAGGCAUGUUUCCUAUUAAUACAUAUUAAUUGAUACUGAUUCUCAUCAAUCUAGCAAAGGGUUUGUGUUUUCUUGGGUUUAUUGCAUGGUACAGUGAUGACUUGUUGCUUAAAGCCAUUAGGGCUUACCUCUUGAAUUCUACCUUUCGGUUAUCAGGCUGAUUGCACAUAUCCUUGAGUGAAAUAGCUGGAAUGGAAACAUUUUAACCCACAUAACUGAAUUGCGGUUUGAGUAUCAAGUUCCCUGCAAAUAGAGGUGUGGCACUGGCAGAAGAGAAAAAGCUAUAUAAUACACUAUCCCCCAGAGCCCAAAAGUUGCAAAAAAACCCCAAAAGUUCCCUUGUGUAUUUGUUUAGGUCCAGGGACACACAUUCCCCACAGGGAGGGGAGGGAUAAUAUUUACAAGUACUUGGUUGUAGCUUUGCAAACAAGUCUGUAGGCCACUGAAAUAAUUUUUAAUCGUUUAUGCAAUACAAUAUAGCUUUUUAACAAAAUAUUCCGUUUGUCUUUCAGGCAAGAUUUGAAGCACUCUUUAGAACAUAUGACAAAGAUGUCACAUUUCAGUAUUUUAAAAGUUUUAAAAGAGUACGGAUAAACUUCAGCGACCCUUUGUCAGCAGCUGACGUUAAAAUACAGUUACACAAGAAAGAAUUUCUUGGAAAGGAAUUGAAAUUGUAUUUUGCUCAGGUAAGACAGAGAAACCUACUUGGUAAACAUUUAAUUGCAUUGUUGCCAGUUUCAUUUCACAUCCUUCCUCCAGUGAACUCUUGAGUAAAGCAUUCUCGCCCCACAACAACCCGGUGCAGUAGGGUGGGUUGAAUGAAAGUGAUCCACCUAUUGAGCUUCAGAGCUAAGCAGGGCUGUUAUGCAAACUCAAAAAUUACAAUAUGUUACAGAAUCUUUUCAUAAACCACCUGUCUUUCAUAGAACUACUUUGCAGUGAUCUGAGCAGUUGAAUUGUGACGCCUGCUAUUUUUGAUGUGUUCUUAAAGUACCGCUUCCAAGAAAGGAUGACAUCACACAUUCCAGUACCAUUUUCAUUUUCACUAAGGCUCUAAUGAUACGGAUUUGCUUAGGCAGUUUUCUGGUCACCACUUUACAGCUAAGCUGUUAGGAGAUCUGGCAUUUGCUCUACUUCUUUAAUGGUAUUGAAGUAUUCUGUUAUAAGACACAGUCCUUAAGGAUUGCUUCUUUUGAUCAUGUCACUGACAGACACUGUGGAACCUCAGGAGAGGAGAUAUGAGGAAUAACUAUAUUUUAUGUAUGAUUUCCCAAAUCAUUUGUAUUGAAAGAGGACAAGCUUUUAUUUUCUAUCUUGUGUUAUUUGAAAGUGCAACCAGAUAAGCUUUCUCAGAGAUUUCUAAAGAAAAUCAUGGAAGCUGAAGUGGGAUUAAUCUGAAUGUCCAUUUCAGACACAUUUUAUUUUUAUGUAUAUUAAAAAAAACCUGAACAAAAAAGAGUGAGAUCAUUGAGCAGAUUAGUUAGUUAUGGAAUCUGGGCGGCAUACAACAAAUUUGUAACUACAAUUUCUAUACAAUUUCUAUACAAAAUAAUAUAUAAAAACAUUAGAAAGUGCAUGAAUACAAUAAGAUAUCAGUAAGAGAAAAGUUGUGAAUUGUGAAGGUCACAUACAAUCUAGAAAUUGUGACUUUUUCUUUUUAAAAUACAUGUAAGCUGUAACUAGAAGAGGAUUCCCAGGUAUUUGCAAGUAUCUAGAAGGAAGAGACUUAGAAAGAAGGGAAUCUGAUCUAUACAUGUGUAUACUCACAAUUAAGUUCAAAAUGCUUCAUUAGAAGCAGCCUUUAUUCUGCUCUUGAAUUCUUCUUCUAGUUAGGACAGCCUUGUAAAUGAACUCACAAAAGUUUCUGGCCUCCCAUUUGUUUUACUAGCCUACAUCCCCACGCUGGCUACAAGGGAAGAUUUUUUUAAAGUUCCCUGCAGCCAGUAUGGAAAUGCAGCAGGCUGAGGGACAGAGUGAUCCAUCCUCCCAGGAAUCAUAAGAUUAUAUCUUAAAGACCAAACUUCAGUAUCAUUUUAUUUUUUAUCUUUUGGGUUGUUGUUUAAAAUGUUCUAUCAUUAUCUCUAUAUACCAGGUGGGUGCAGAAAGUUCCAGGUUUCAUUAACCUAAUAUUGUCAGCCCAAUGGAUUGGAUCCACACUUAAUCAUGCUUAGAACAGACCAUUGAAAUCAGAGGGACAGAUUAUUCUAAGCAUAACUGACUCUGGAUCCAGUCCACUGGAUCCAAUCCACUGGAUCCAAUACCAUUACAUACCUCUGCCAUAAGCACGACAUAUUUGUAUUCCAUGCAUGUGCUUUUUAAAAAAUCAAAGUAAAAAAUAAAAAUCUGUUUCAUCUCUCCAGACUUUGCAUAUUGGAAGUUCACGCUUAGCACCACCAGAUCCAGAAAAACAAUUUCUGAUUUCACCUCCAUCUUCUCCCCCUGUUGGUUGGACUCAGUCUGAUGAUGCUACACCUGCCAUUAACUACGAUCUUUUAUAUGCGAUCUCCAAACUAGGACCAGGUAAGAGGCAUAUAUGCCUAAAGUGUAAUGGCUCAAGUUAAUUUUCCUUUUAUUGUUGAUUUACUGUAAUGGGUGUGGCUGCAUAAGAAUUGAACUUAUUCACAAUAACACCUGUGAUCUGAAUUGAGAGUUGUUAGGAGACCUCUAUUGUCUUCACCGAAUUAGUUUUCAGAAACAUUUCACAAUUCCUCUUCACAGAGAGCUCUGGGAAUUGUAGCUCUGUGAGGCGAAAAGCUGUAUUCUGACAACUCUCAGCACCCUUAACAAACUACAGCUCUCAAGAUCCUUUGGCAGAAGGCAUGACUUCUGUAUGGUAUGAAUGUGGCCUUCACUCCUUCAGCAGCCCGCUUAGUUUCUGCAGUAGGUACAAACAUAACAUAUGGAAUGAAUGCUUCAUCCCUCUUCCACCAGCCCCCACACUCACUUGCCUAGAAUUCCUUCUUGCCUGUGGUUACCGGGCAAGUGUUUUAAUGCAAGGCUGAUCUUGCAGAGAGGCUUAGUAAGAACGAUUGCACUAGUAUGGUCACAUGAAGGUACAAUUAAUGGACAAGUGUGGCCUGCAACAAAAUGUUGCAGUGCAGAUUGCCCCCUUGCAGAGUUCCAGCCAGCCAUUCCCUUUCCCCACAUUUUCCAUUUCCCUUAACCAUGAAACAUGCAGUAUUUUAUUACUAUUCUGCGUGUCUCAGUCCUUGUUGGAUUAUGUGGUGUUUUUUGAACCUUCAGGAUUUUUCUCUCUCUCUAAAGAUCUUUGUAAUUCUGCAAAUGUCAGGGUUCCCCUGAGUCAGGCCACACACUUUCUGUGUGAGUGCUGCCAUUUUGGCCACAUAGAGAUUGUCACUCAUCUCUGAACAUUGCAGAUAGAGGGGAUAAUACUGGGGGAAUCUAAACCAGCUGAAGUUUAUAAAUUUGCUGAUAGUAUAUAUGUUGAUUCUGCGUUACAUUUGCUUGUUAAUCAUAACUUUCACUUGCUGAAGAAGCAAAAUUUGAAAAGGAGAAUAAAACACCCCAUAGCUCCCCAGGAUGUGAGAAACUAUUGCUGAUUUGUAAGUUCAUAACUGGGAGUUGAGAGGUAGCAAUCAGGAUUAAAAAGGGGUAAUCCAUGAUCAUGUUAUCCCACUGUUUAAAAAUAAACAAUGAGCUGCUCCAUGCAACUGCUCUGAAGAUCUGGGAAGAGGAGCAGGGAAAGAAGCUCUAAUGCCUCCCUUUCCUCACCACAACACAGAGCUAUUAGUUCUACUGGGGGAAAUGUACAAGUAUUUUAUAUCUACAGUUGUCUUACCACUGUUGCUAUUUUUAAAAACAUUUUAGGGGACCAGUAUGAACUUCAUGCUGCAACAGAAACUACUCCCAGUGUUGUUGUCCACGUGUGUGACACGAAUGAAGAACGUGAGGCAGAAGCGGAGAAAAAAGACGCCAAGAAAGCAAAACCCAAACCAAAAAUUAUUCAAACCAGAAGGCCAGACUAUACUCCUUCUUACCAAAGUUGAACUACGUAGAGCUUUGAAAUGUUCCAAACUUGCAUGCUCAAGGGAGACAUUGAGGAAAUGAUGUCAUAAAUCUGAUGACAUUAGAGGUGGAAGCAGCAAUUCUAACAUACAGAUGUUUUAAGAAAGGGAAUGUCUUCAUUUGUUUGUUUUAAUGCUGCACGUUGGCUGACAAGACCAAUCCCAAAAUGAACUUCUGAAUGGUUGUCCUGGAGAAUGAUUAAAUAGUGGCAUUGAGGCAAAAAGCAUGUACUGUUGUGCUUUAGGGCUAUUUUCAGAUACUCCAGACUUCUGUUACAAAGCAGCUGAGGAUGCCUUCCCUAUUUAUGUAUGUCCCUGAUAAAGUCCUCCAAUUCAUAAGUUAGCAUGGUUGCCAUUCUAAAAUACACUCACUGAUAAAUACACUCCAUUGGAAUCAGUAGGGCAUACAAGUAAGUAUGUUAGAGAUUGCAGCUUGUAUAUGACUUAUGAUGGUAAAGAGAUGGUUUUAAUGCAAUAGGGUGAUGUCCAACAUUAGUCAUAACCCAAGUUGACCCAUUGAAAUCAGUGGAUGUGUCUACUCUGAGUAUGACUAACAUUGAAUAUUAACCACAGUAAGAUAUAUUUAAUCAUUUUUCCUAUUAGAUUUGUGCAUGCCUGUAAAACUUGAGAAGUUUAACUUCCUCUGCAUUUUCCAGUUUUACAUUAUCCCAAAUACUGAUUUCUCAGUUUUCCUUCUGAAUUAUGUUUGUAUUGGCAUUCAUUUUUCAGUUGGGACAUAUUUUUAGUGAAGUUAUGUGCAAUAUCCCCUUUUAAUGUUAACUGCCAAUGCAUGGUUUAUCUAGAAAACCUAUAAAACACUUGUGCACAUUUUAAGUGGGUUGACAAUUUUAAAUUAUUCUAAAUGACAUUAUUUAAUAUUGAUUUAAAAUACCUUGACUUCUUUACCGAUCAGAAGUACAAGAAACCCGCAGAUAAAGCUGAUACUGUGUUGUUACAGUUCACAACUGAGAGAGAAUAUAAGCUUGCCCUAGCCACAAACUUGUAAAUUAUUGUUGGUGUUUAAAUGUUGUUAAUGGUGCUUGAGCACAUCUAGUGUGAAAACAAAUGUGAAAUGUGGCAUUUGCGAAGGUUGGAGUGCCUUUUUCUCAUGAAUUCCUGGGAGGAUUGUUGCACUAGCUGUAAGAUUAUUUAAUUUUUUAAUUGGCAGUAGAUAGUUAUAUCAAAUAUUUUCUGCUAAAGCAUCAUCAAGUAAGAUGUGUUCUAUUUCCCCUUGUUUGAUGCAGGGCCACAAUGCUUUUUCUUCUCCUUUUAGUGCUUUGUGUCUGAGCAGCAAUUUAUUAGCUACAGCUAAAAGUCUAGCGGUAAAUGGUGUUCAAGCUUUUUUUGUACCAUAUUUACAAGCAAAAUUUACUGCACAGUGACAUCCCACUUCAAGUAUUUCUAGGAGUUUUCUUUUAGAAUGGAUUAUUGAAAUGAAUUUUAAAAGGCUUUUAAAAAUAAACAUUUCACAGUUUGUGAUGUCUAAGCAAAGGUGUUUUCUCUGUUUGUUUUUUUCCUACUAUGAGGGAUUUCAUGCUGCUUGUACAUUUCUAGAAACUAUAAGAAGCUGGAUAUUUCCAUACAGAUGUCAGUGGGAGCUCUGUUUUAAGAGAACCUGUUCUGUCAGAGAAAUUUUAAUGAGAGGUUUUUCACUAUGAGGUGUACCAUCCUUCUCGGAACAGAUGUAGCCAGGAUAGUAUAAAUAGCUUGAUUAAGUCAGCAGUACAGAGUGUACUGUAUUUGUAAUAUUCCAGCUUUGCCCAAGAUGUGUGUUUUUAAAAACUAUGAAGUCCAUUCAAUACAAGUACAAAUGAAACAACAAUAUGUAUUUGUUUUCUUUCAAAGGACAACAAAAAAGCUCCAGGAUGUCAUGCUGCAGAUCUUGAUUGUACUACCGCCUUUUUCUUAUACUGUAUAAACUGCUUCUAUAUUUGUAAAUGUUUUAAAUACCCACUCUACAGACCAGUUAAGCUGGAUGACUAUUUAAGAUUAUUUAAACUUACAAGUAAAUGCUGUUGAGGUCAUUAGGGCUUAAUUUUCUUUAAGUUGCAAUCCUGCAAAUAGGGCUCCUUCAGUGCCAUUGAUAUCAACGAUUUAAGCUGUCUAACUAUAUAGGGAGAGCUGCAGUCCUUAGUCCCACUGAACCCAAAUGUUCAGGUAUGUCAGCUGGACUGCUUUCUGGAGUUUACCUACACCAGGCAUGGCCAAACUUGGCCCUCCAGCUGUUUUGUCACUACAAUUCCCAUCAUCCCUGACCACUGGUCCUGUUAGCUAGGGAUGAUGGGAGUUGUAGUCCCAAAACAGCUGGAGGGCCAAGUUUGGCUAUGCCUGAUCCUACACUGAUGAACGACUACCUAAUUGUCAUGUAUUAAAUACAGAAUGUAAACAAGACAAACACAAUAUGCUAUUUGCUUAUAAAACCAGUCCACCUUAUGACAUGCAGCCCUUGGAAAAUACUUCACUGUGGCAAGAUAUUGUACAUUGCAGCAAGAGAAGAAUGGCAGGAGGAGAGAAUGCUCUUGUGCUCAAGUCCUGCUUCUGGGUAUCCCACAGGCAUCUGGUUGGCCACUGUGGAAACAGGAUGCUAGACUAGAGAGGCCACUUGCCUGAUCCAACAGGCUCAUCUUAUGUGUUAGCCAAUGCCUCAUGCAUCCUGUCUCACGUCAGUUCAUUCAGCUGGUGUACAGGGCUUGCUAUUGAAAGAGGGCAAGGCUAUGUGGUUUACUGUAGCCUUACUCACUUUAGAUAGCCCAGGAUGGACCAGAGCAACAGCUGAGCUACUGUAGUGCAUUCUUUAUCUAAAUAUCUGUGGCCCUCCAGCUGUUGUUGGAUGAUAGCUCCCAUCAUUCUUCACCAUUGGCCAAGCUGGCUGAUGGGAAGAUCACCUCUUCCCCAUCCCUGGCCUGUUACCACCAUGCCUGCACAUAGCAACACUUUCUGAUGAUCCUUCCUCUUGUCGCUGUACAUGGAUACAGCUUUUGAUUGGAAUUUUGUAAUCGGCUAAUACUUCUGAACCCAGCAGUGCUCCUUUGCAUCCCACCUAAUUUUCUUUAAUGAUAAUGAGAAAACACAUAAAGGUGUGGUUUCUAGUGUUACGUCUAAGAUGUCGCAUGAAGCAAAUGGACAUUCGGAGGCUUGGUGAACUUAAGUAGGCUGAAAUAUUACACAAGUUUAGUUGGUGUGUAAAUGAGCAGUAUUGAACAGAAGUACUCCUAGGUCAUGGAGAGUGGGGACUAGGGAGUUCCAGGAAUUGCCCAUGCUUGCAUCUUAAUUUAAUUACUACUUACUUAUUGCUACGAACACACCUUUUUAGCACAAGUUUAUUAUUUGCAGUACUUUUUUAUGAUAGCUUUUUUUAAAAAAUGUGCACAAUUUUGUCCAUAUUUAAAUAGACAUAUUUUUAUAUCAAAUGUAAUAAAUUCAAAAGGAAUGAUGGUAUGAAUUGGUUGCAGCUCAUAGAAAUAGGGCACAUGUUCAGAGUCAUGUAAAAUUUAAAAUAUCUGCACCCCAAUUUUCUAGUUUACAAGUAAAAUAUUUGAAAUGUUAGCAGCAAAGUCCUUGCAUUUGAGUGGAACAUUCCAGGCCUUGACUUUUCAUUUCAGAUCCUUUCCUUGCUUGAUUCAUUUGCAUUGAUAAAGAGGUUAUGAAGGGAGUUCAUGAUUCUUACAAAAUAAAUGGUCAGAGUAUAUAUUAUCUUUCCAGAUUUUUUGGUUUGUUUGUGUUUAAACAGUAGAGCAGGAAACUCAGCAGUCACAGAAAUAACCAUAUAAAAUGCCACGUAUGCAUAGAAAUCCAGCGUAGCCUAUUUAUUUUUAUUGCUCCUGUGGGUGAAAUGGGGUCUGUUUGAGAUAGCCAAUGUUAUAUGUUUUGUUCAAUUGUUAUGGGCAAAUGUGCAUAGAGACUUUCAUACUUUAUAAUAUAAAUUCUACAAAAAGUCA
Molecule: messenger RNA, 31960 nt
Organism: Podarcis lilfordi (Lilford's wall lizard)
Lineage: Eukaryota; Metazoa; Chordata; Lepidosauria; Squamata; Lacertidae
Source: the annotation of a GenBank genome assembly